AUGAGACCGAUAACAAGGAUACCAUUCAUCAGAUACAGCUCAACUCUACCCUGUUCCAGUCUGAACUUGAAUGUUUUACAUAAAAAUGACCUAAAGUUGGAUAGAAAUGGACCAAAACUGAGUCACAGUUGGCUAAAAUCAACGAGGAUUGAGUCAAAAAGAUGGCAAAUGUAAGUGAAUUAGUUAAUAUUUGGAUAUCAUAAUGUAAAGGAGAGGUAUUUACCUUAAUAGUGUUCUAAAGCAAUUAUACCUGGCUUAUAAUUUACAUUAUCUUAGUGUCUAUCGUCUUUUUGAUCCAAUAUUGUUUACUUUUUCGAUAUAAAACAUGCCUUUUUUGGUCACAAAGUGAGUAGAACUAUCUCAUUUUUUAUAUAUCUUUUCCUCACAAUUCUCUAUCCAUUUCUUAAACAGAAUAAUCAAAAAACAUGCGGGCAACCUCACCUCCUAUGUUAAUAUUGUGUGUUUCUUGAGCCCGAGGGGCGAGUUUAGUGAUGUCUGUCUGGAGAAACUUGUUUCCCCACUUCCAGGAUGUCAUCAACGACUUUUUCGGAUGCCAUUUUAUCCAUCAAAUAAGAUAUCAAAACGCCGUUCAAGCUUUUUUUCUCGAUUCUCAUCGCCAAAGGUGGCUGGAGGGAAAUAAACUUAUCCACGGGGUUCGUCUCUUAGUUCACGUUCAAUGAGCAACUUUUGAAAAUUGAUAUGAGGGUGGAUUGGUAAUUGUCGUGAAGUUGGUUGGCAAGGUUUUUGGAUAGUUCAGUCAGCUUUUUAUUAAAAUAUGGUAUUUGACUUUAAAAAAGGGGAUCAACUUUGUUGCACGGUGCAGACAUUUUUAAUUUGUCAAAACUUGUAUUGGGAAAAUUUUUUUUAAGUAUGAAAAAUUAGAAACUAUAGGAAAAUUGCUAGCUUUUGCCAUAUGGUCCAAAAAAUUAUGUUAUACUUAACUGUGAAAAAAAAAGGUGAUCAACUUUAGUGCACGGUGCAGUCAUAAAAUUCAAUAAAAUGCACAGUGCAGGUUUGAAUGGCCAAAAUUUGAAAGCUUUAUAAUGUUCAAUAUUAGAUAACAAUAUUUUGUUCUGAACCCCAUUUUUAUGAAGCCACUUCUUGUCCGACCAAAUUUUGUCGAAAUUGAUUUUUUUGGCGCCAAUUCGGGAUUCAAAUGAGCGCCAUUUUUCGAAAAAACCCAAAAUCGGAAAAGUGGGAAAAGUCGUCAGGACCUGCGAGGACACUCAAAUGUGGGUAAUAUUUGAUCUCGGCACUUAAUCCUUUUUCUUAUACAUGCUUUUCGUAAUUGUUCUAUCUCUGUUUUAUUAGUUUAGAUCGAUUUAUAUUAUCUUAGGUCGACUUAUAUUAUGUUAGGCAUUUUUUGAAGAGCUUCGUCUAAUUUUUUAAUUUUUUAGGUCGUAUCCCACCUUCGAAACUAUGAAGAAUCGUUAUCACUUGUCGAAUGGUUCUAUUCAUCUGAUUGUUGGCCCUAUGUUCAGCGGUAAAACGUGAGUUUUGUGGAAUCUUGUUUUUAUAUUGUAGUAGGUAGGAGGUAUGGAAAGGGUGAAAAAUCAAUGAUCUUCAUGGAUUUUUUGGCUGUUUUUGAUUCCUGGGUAUCGAAAAUGGAAGUAUUAGGUUGUUUAAAUAAUUCUGUUCUCGGUAAAUCUGCUUUGAAAGGGGCACAGAAUUAUGUGUACAAUCUAAUACUUAAUGGCAUAAGGCUUUUGCGAUUAGUUUUUAAAAAAUAUUUUGUUUAUGAUAUUAAAAGGCCUAAAUUAACACCAUAAUGUAGCUAGUAUUAUAUUGAUGAUGGCUCUAGUACGUGCCGAAAAAUUGGUGUCAGUUACCUAUGGACGUAAUGAAAGACGUAAUAAAUGUUAUUUUGUAAAGUUAAUUACUACAAUUGUAACAAUGUAACUAUAAUAGUAAAUAUUUGUGAUUACUUCAAGGUAAUUACUGGGUGUAACACUCUUUACUGUAAAGUUAUAAUUAUGGCAUGGCACUGGUCUUAAAUAUAGAAUUAUGAUGUGGUUUGUAAACACUAGGUUGAUUUUAAGAUGUUUAGUGUUAUCUGUAACAGUAUGUUACGAUUUUGUGAUUAAGAUAUGGUUUAGUACUUUAUACUGUAGGGGUACUGUAUUCGGUAGAAGUACGGUGUUUAACUUAUUAAUGAAUAUGUUUUCAGUACGGAGUUGUUUCGACUGUCCAACAGAUAUAGUUUGGCUGGGAAAAGGGUUGUGGUGGUGAAAUACGCCAGAGACACAAGAUACGACGAUCUUAUGGUUUGCACACAUGAUCUGUAAGCUUUUUAAACUUUUGUAAUGGAUAUGUAAAUUUAGUUUUUGUAAAAUACGAAGUUGCUUAUGUUUAUUAUAAAAAAGAAAUGUGUUUCAGCCGCAAAAUGGAUGCGAUCUCAGCCGUGAAGGUGAACGACGUUUGGGAUGAGCUGAUCAAGCACGACGUGAUCGGAAUUGACGAGGGACAGUUUGUAAGUCAUUUUUGUUGCUUCGGAAUAAUGGGGUUAAGCUUUCAGAUAUGAAAGAUAGUUUUUGCCUGCGGCGUUUAUUUAGGCUUGAUUCCAAAAUUUGGCUAGGCUUUUUUAAUCUCUGUUGAGCCAGGUUUAGCGGCCUUCUUUUAGGUCUAUGGAAAGCUUGACUUUGUUUUUAGAAAUGUGGCUGUACACUUAAAAAAUGAAUUUUAAAAUUUCAGUUUGACGAUGUUGUGGAGUGUGCUGAACAGUUGGCUGACAUGGGAAAGACUGUCAUCAUUGCUGCUUUGGAUGGCGACUUUCAGCGAAAGGUAAGCCUUAUAUUGUUAUAUCGAAUGCUUGUAUACUGAUCAGCCUUUGGAUAUACAGUGGUCUCUCUGUAUAGUGAACCAUCUGUAUAAGCAACUCUCUUUAUAGUAAACAAGAAAUUUGGCCCCGUCAAGCCAAUUUGCACUAAAUAGUCUCUGUGUAAAGAAAACACUCCUUAUAGUAAACACAAAAUGUCGAUCCCUUCGGGUUGCUUAUAUAGAGAGAGUAAAGUACAGUGAAACCUCUUCAAUAUGACUCUUGAUAGUGUGACACCCUCCAUAUAAUGACAGCUUUUUGACUGUCUUUUUUUUGUAAAAGAAAUUGUAUCAAAAAGUACCUGGAUAGUGUGGCAUUCUGGUUAUAAGGACAGGUUUGGACCAGUCUUUCGAGUGUCAUACUAAAGAAUUUUGACUAUAUAUAGCUGCAUGUUGUUGUAUCGAUACUUAUGGGACUUACUAUAAUAGUAUUUUCUACCAAUUUAUAAGUGUCAUACCAAGUUUGACUGUAUAUUUUUGAUGAUUUUUACAUAUAUUAAUGAUAAUUAUGUAUUUAUGAAAUUUAAAACUCAGCUGUUCUUUUGCAAUAUUCAUGUUGUUUAUGCUGUUUAACCUCUUAAGGUUAAUUUGUUCUUGCAUCUAGUCUAGUAUUCUGUUGUUCAUACAUAAUGCAAAUUGUAAUUCUUUAUGUAAAUGACAGUGCUAAUGCAUUUAGGUAACAGAAUUGAUAAUUUUAUAUAUUUUUUCUUAUUUAUGAGAGUUAGGUUGGUUUAAAAGUCUGUAGAAAUUGUUUUUAUGAGAACAGAUGGAUAUUAUUGGAGGUUUUUUUUGCUAGAAAGGUCUAUUUUAAAAGUUUUAAAACAUUUAAAUUUUUGAAUUUUUAAUGUUUAAAAUUGAAAUUAAAUCUAUUUUCAGCCCUUCCCCAACAUUGCCACUCUAUUUCCGUUGGCCGAGAAGGUGGACAAGGUCAACGCGGUAUGUCGGUGUGGAGACGACGCGUCGUUCACGUUACGCACUGUGAAAUGCAACCAGGUGAGGGCGAAUCACGGGCAUGAACAAUAUAUUUUGCAUUAUUCAUUUCGCUGACUUUACGAAAUGAAUAAUUCAUGUUUAAUUUGAAAUGCCAAUGUUAGACUGAUUUGUAGUAAGAUUAAGGUGUUAGUAAGGUUAAUAUUUGGGUUUAUAUUAUAAUUAUAGAGUUAGAGUGAUCAAAAGUAGCUUUAUAAAGGAGCUUUAGAGAUGGCAAUGUUAAUAUCAAUCAAAAACUUUACAUUUUAAACUGAUAUACCAAAGUAACAUGGCUGAAAACACGAGUAUAACAAUAUUGUUGUAGGUGGAAGUGAUUGGCGGCAAAGAAAUGUACGAAGCCGUCUGCCGAACCUGCUAUCAUGAACAAGUGGCACUUCAAAAGAAGUACGACGAAGAAGUGAAGAAUAAGGACAAGAUGUCGAUUGAUAAGACCAAUGUUCUGAAACGAGUACAUUCGAUUGAAAAUGGCACGGCUCCAGAAGACUUGGGCAGGAAACGACAAGUGGUUUAA
Bursaphelenchus okinawaensis is the source of this 4315-nucleotide messenger RNA. NCBI's taxonomy places the organism in Eukaryota, Metazoa, Nematoda, Chromadorea, Rhabditida, Aphelenchoididae. The record is from the annotation of a GenBank genome assembly.